Molecule: messenger RNA, 526 nt
Organism: Rhodofomes roseus
Lineage: Eukaryota; Fungi; Basidiomycota; Agaricomycetes; Polyporales; Fomitopsidaceae
Product: ribosomal protein L22e
Exons: 4
Coding region: 54-422 (122 amino acids)
Biological process (GO): cytoplasmic translation
Cellular component (GO): ribosome
Molecular function (GO): structural constituent of ribosome; RNA binding
Source: RefSeq, a predicted model, not a curated record
GCCUCCUCAAGACACCCUCUCCGUCCCCUAUCCCUCCCGUCCGAUCCGUCAAGAUGCCGAAGGCCGCGUCCGGAAAGUCUGCUGCUGCUAAGCACAAGUUUGUCAUCGACUACUCGAAGCCUGCGGGCGACGGUGUCUUCGAUGGCGCGGCCUUCGAAAAGUACUUGCACGACCGCAUCAAGGUCGACGGCAAGACCGGACAGCUCGGCGAGAACGUCAAGAUCAUCCGUGAAGGCGAUGUGAAGCUCACUGUGACUUCGAGCAUCCCUCUGUCGAAGCGGUACCUCAAGUACCUCACGAAGAAGUACCUCAAGAAGAACACCCUCCGCGACUGGAUUCGUGUCGUCGCAAACUCAAAAGACUCCUACCAGCUGCGUUUCUACAACAUCCAGGGCGCUGCUGACGAGGAAGAGGAGGAGUAGACAUGUACUUGUGUACUGCUGCUAUACUACGCUUGUCAUGAUUGCUAUGUUGUAAGCCGAGUCUCCAUGCAAUCUAUGCUUUACGCCAUUGCACAAAUGAGACA